AUGGAUACGUGGUUGGGAAGACUUCCACAAGAAGUAAGUCUACUAAUGUUAUGACAUUUAUCUUUUUUCUUGAAACGAAUAGUAACUUACAAGAAAAGUAACCAACCUGCAACUCUCAUAAUUAGCUAAAAGGCUUUAUACGGAUCCUUCGUAGUACCAGUAGCACAUAUAAAAAAUCUUAGCUUGCGGUUUUAAGUUUUAAAAUUAAUAUAUUUAAUGUUUUCGCCAAUUUGGCAUUGUGUUGCAAGCACUUUUUCUGAUGUUCCAGAUAAGAUAGGCUUACAAAUUUAAAAUUGCAGAUUUAUUUGAAGCUUUUCUAUCAUUAUAUUAAACAAAAAUAGUUAAAAAUGACAAAGUAAAGCUUAAAACACUAUGCCAAUUUGGCGGGAAAUUCAAAACGCGAUUUUUUGAUUUCGAUUUUCAAACCGCUAAUUAGAAAUUUGCAUAAGACCUUAAAUAUACAUAACUUUUCAAUAAAAAAAUUUGAACGAACUUCGAUGCAGGUCGGGUACCUUCCUUGUUAAUUGCUUGAGUACCAUUUUUUAAUUAUGUACAUUUGUAUAUUUAUAUUUAGUUGUGGCGAAUCAUUUUUGAACACAUUCAAGACAUUGACAGAGUGGCCAACGCGGCAUCAAUUCACAAAAGUUUUUACAAAUGGAUUAACAGAGAUUUCAAAGCAAUGUGUUAUCGAAAUGGUAUCUACAGGUUCAAGGGGGAAACUUGGGCUACAGCGUUUAGUUUGUAUGUUAUCUUGCAAAGAAGUGUCACAAAGUGGCACCGGGCUUUUAGAACGAACUUUAAUAGGAACCCCCCCCCCUCCAGAAAAAAAUCUUCGAAACAAGUUGAACGUGGUCCCCUCUGUGGAUUUUCUCGACCUCCGGUCCCAGACCAAAAGUAGACAAGAGCAACGGGCCGAUCCGCGCCUGACUAAAAUCAAAAACGGACCGGGCCUGAAAAGUGGGCCCGGCCCGUUGCUCAUGUCUAACUAAAAGUCCCCGCCAGUCUAACUAAAAGUCCCCGCCAGGCCCUGGGCACAGCUACGUAAAGGUGCGUUUAGUGGGUUCAUCAAUAGGUCAUAAAUUAAAAUUAAGAGUUUUACCAUAACAUUUUACGCUCUUUGAUCCUAUAUAAGUCUCGUUCUAAAAGUUUGAUGUCAUUUUGCACAACUGUCUAGUUUUUUUAACUUUAAAUUUUAUGUUUAAGGAUAAAGUACCGUUCAUUUGAAUUGCGAGGCCAAUAUGGUUUCAACUGUUCACGUACUGGAAAAGCAGUGUUUAUGGUGGGAGAUCAUCAUGUUAUUAUUUCACAUAUCGACUUUUCCGAAUUUAAAUAUAAAUUUAUUGACUUUAAGCAGCACUUUACUCAGAAGGUGCGUAAAAUUAUGAUGAUAAAUGAUGGGGCACGAUUAAUAGUCGAUUUUUACGACGAAGAGCACAACAAUAUGACCGUUUAUUUGUACGACAUACAUACAUGCCAAGUACUGAAAAUGUUCAAAGUUGCUCCCUCAUUUGAUGGAAAUUAUAUCCAUUUGAAACAUUUAUGAUAAGGAAUUUAAACUUCCUUCAGGAAUGGAAUUUUGCAGACCUAUAAGUACCGACAGGUAUAGUAAACAUAGAUAUAUGCCAUUAGUGGCACGAUUACCAGAGACAUUGUACAUAAAAGAUAUGGUGACAGAUCAAGUUUUUGAGUUGUGUAACGUUCCUAGAGCGUUCUUUACUCACUGCUUUUUUGAAGAAGCUGGUCUUAUUUAUAUUAAAAGUAAGAUUACAUACAUAUUAGGAGCCGACAUAAAGAACCCGCCAUUUUUUACAGGAAGUUACAGGAAAAAUAUGACGGGUUCUUUAUGUCGGCACCUAAUACUUUUUUUAUAAUAUACAAAUUAGUAGAGAAAUUGUUAUAUACAAAGCUAAUUUUACACAAAAAAUGUUUUACUUUUUACAAUUCUAGACUUUACACUUUUCAGAUAAAGCUAAAGACACAGAUGGCUACAUGAAAAUCCGGUUUUACGACCUAAAAACUCGGCAAAAAGUGUACGAACGGAUUUACUAUCAAGACAAAGAUAAUUGGUGUAUCUUUUCAAAUUAUGCUAUAUAUAACACAAGAACAACUGAAGUAAGGGUUUCAUUGAAGUACCCUACCUGCCCCGCUCAAAAUUAGCUCAAAAUUUUUAUAUGAAUUCUUCGUAUCACCAAUGAUACCCAUAAAAGAUUUUAGCUCGCGCUUUUGAGUUUUAAAUUUAAAUUAUUUGACUUUCCCGCCAAUUUGGCAAAUUUGGCAUUGUGUUUCAAGCACCUUUUUUGAUGUUCCAGACAAGGUACGCUUACAAAUUUAAAAAUGUAGGUUCAUUUAAAGGUAUUCUACUAGUAUAUCAAAGAAAAAUGAUUAAAAGUCAAAAAAUGACAAAGUUACAAGCUUGAAACACAAUGCCAAGUUGGCGGGAGAUUCAAAAUGUCAUUUUUUGAUCUCGGUUUUCUCGGACUUCCUGGAAAGCGCGAUUUAGUACUUUGCUGAAGAUCUUAUAUUUACAUGAUCCUUCUGUAUUAAAAGUUAUAAUUCAAUCCGAGCGAGGCAGGUCGGGCACUUUCCUUGUAAGUCAUUUAAAAAACGUGAGUGGGCAGAUCUCACUAGAAUUUGCUACAAAUUGGCAAUAUCUAGAACGUUAACGAUUUGCAAUGAGGUUUUGUGGCCCUUUCAACAACUUGAACUGUUUUGUUUGCAGUACGUCGUUUACAAUUCAAAAAAGAAACGCUUUUCUUCGAGAUUUAUCAGCUGUCAGCAUCCGGAAUAUUACAAAAAAAUAUUAACAAACGAGCGAUGCUUUUUUACCAAUCUUCGCGGAGAUGAUGGGCAUAGAUGUAUCGACUGUUGUCUUAGCCAUUAUGAACCAUUUGCAAUUUUCUUCGAUUACACUCGCGGUAAGUUUGUCGCUUGCUGUACAGUACUAAAUUAAUUUUUUUGUAUUUUUGAUUUACUAAUGAUGAGCUUGGAACAAAGUUAGUUUUUAUGACUCCAAAAAGCAUGAACGUAUUUUAAGUGAUACAUGUAAUGCAAACUUCAUUUUGGUGCUUAUACGCCCUGAUUCAAGCCAAAAUUGAUUCUUAAAUAGACAGGCCAAAAUUGAUUCUUAAAUAGUAAAACUUUUCAGAUAAACUAAGAUUGACGAAAAUUAAAAAAAGAGAAAGCGUCAUGGGUGAGCAACAUAAUUGUUCAAUAUGCCAAGUUUUUGGAAGAACGUCAGAAAUUAACAUGUGA
Molecule: messenger RNA, 3252 nt
Organism: Bursaphelenchus okinawaensis
Lineage: Eukaryota; Metazoa; Nematoda; Chromadorea; Rhabditida; Aphelenchoididae
Source: the annotation of a GenBank genome assembly